AAUAACAAGGCAAGAGAACAUCAGGGACGUAGCGGUUGGAACAGGACUUUAGGGUUAAACCCAACUGCCCCCCAAAUUCUGCAUCCUCGUCGAUGCCUCUGUUAAUAACAAUCUCUAGCUUUUAGAGAGCCGUUGCAUUGGUGGAUCUCACAGCGCCUUGCAGAGAAGGCCAGUAUCAUCAGCCGUGUUUUACAGAUGGGGGGAUGGAAGGGAAGGGACUUGCCCAAAAUCAAGCCAAGACUAGAACCACCUCCAGUCCUCUGUCCACUACCCCACGCUGCCUUUCAAGGGAGCCAUUUCCACAGCUCGAUAGAGGAUGGCUCUGUGGCUUUGGACCUUCCACUGCCAUCACAGACGGGGGAGGCUGCUUCUGUCUCCCUUGCCUCCAGGCCCCUAGCUGCCCGGGACAUGCCUUCGGGAUGCAGCUGGAGAUGCAUGGUGACUAGCUGCAGCAAUAAAUCCUCAGUAAUUGCAACAGGCUUUUCCCACAGCUUACAGCCCGGAGGCUUUUAAUGAUAAAGCCUCAGUUUUGACUUUUCAUCUGAGACAGCUGAGAUUGGUUUUACACUCUUGUACCCCCAGACUCCUCCUGGUGACCUAUCGUGGUGUUUCACCACUCUCCACCCUUCCCCAAGAACUCCUUGUCCCCGCUUCUGAGAGCCUUGACCUGGCGGCAUCCUCCCAGAUGAUUGUAGCGCUCUAGGGGCUGCUUCUCUUUCUGCUGCACAAAAAGUUACAGGGCCCCUGACCUGUUGAGGACUAUGGCCAGAAGUCAAGAUGCUGCAUUCCCUGCUGGCUGCUGUGCCACAGUGAAGGCUGCAAUCUGCUGUGGGUCUGCAUAUCAAGGGGGGUGGUCCUCUGUAAGGGCGCAGCAGUAGUUACUGAGCAGGAGUACCUGGGCAGGGAGCAGCUGAUUCCCCUGUAAAGGGUGGCAGGAAGCUGGGGAGGGAAAUGCUCUGGGAAAGAGGGACUGGAGAGUGCUGAAGGUGAGUAGGGUCCAGCAGGGAACUGUGAAUUUUCAGAGAAAAGGCUCAGAGUGGGGAGGCCCCCACAAGGGCUAGGAACGUGGAAUUGAUUGGGGGCCGAGAACUCAUUGUAACUGUUUUGUUACAUUAAGAAAUCCAGCCCUGGGAGGGAUGUUGCUGAACUUGCAGAAAGUUUGCUUUGGUAAUGUAAUGGAGAAAGCCUUAACAAGUGGGGAAACUGAGGCAGGGUUGCUCCAGCAUGACCUCAGGCCCCGAGGGGGCGCUCAGGAGGCAGCCGGCCUGAUGACAGGGGUGCUUGGGCUCCCAUAUGGGCACCAGUGCUGCUUCAGUUUGAGAGUUGUGCCCAAAGCAAGCUGAGAUCCUCUCGGUCAGGGUGUAAGAGUCACCAGGGGAAGAGGGAUGAAUUCUGCUCUAAUGGUGCUCGGUGGGCUGAGGUGUACAUUUGGGACUGUAACAUCUCCCCCAUGUCGAGGGUGUCUUGUUCCAGGCAGGUGUUGCUGUACCUGUGAUUCGGGGUUGGAAGGUUUUCUCUGCAUCUGUAAGGGCUACGAACUAGCUUUGCAUUAUAAAGAAAGCUCAGAUGGUGACGAAUUGGACCGUGCCACGUGGACGGGGCCUCGUAAAGACGUAAUCUGGGCCAGAUCCAGCCUGUGGGUCGUAUGAUUGCCACCUCGGCCCUUCAUCUGGGUUGCCCCCUUGUGCUGAGCUUUUGCAUGGGCCCCCCAUGGCUCAGGCUUUCGCUUUUUGUUUUAUCAGCAGGUUUGUUUCUGGCUGGCUGAGCCGAUGCCAUUGAAAGCAGCCGCGUGACUCCUCCGGCCCCACCAUGCCCUUUUCCGACUUUGUCUUAGCGCUGAAGGACAAUCCCUACUUCGGGGCUGGCUUUGGCCUGGUAGGGGUGGGCACGGCUCUGGCUUUGGCUCGGAAGGGGGCCCAGUUUGGGGUGGUUGCUUUUCGCCGACACUACAUGAUCACCUUGGAGGUGCCCAGCAAGGACAAGAGCUACCAGUGGCUGCUGAGUUGGAUCUCGCACUAUGCCAAACACACUCAGCACCUGAGUGUGGAGACCUCGUACCUGCAACACGAGAGCGGGCGCAUAAGCACGAAAUUCGACUUUAUCCCCAGCCCUGGGAACCACUUCAUCUGGUAUCGGAGGAAGUGGAUCCGCAUUGAGCGGAACCGAGAGAAGCAAAUGAUCGACCUGCACACAGGGACCCCCUGGGAAUCAGUGACGUUCACAGCCCUGGGCACCAAGAGGGAGAUCUUCUUCAACAUCCUCCAGGAAGCCAGGGAACUGGCUCUGAGGCAGCAGGAGGGGAAGACAGUCAUGUACACGGCCAUGGGUGCCGAAUGGCGGCCGUUUGGGUUCCCGCGUCGCCGUCGGCCGCUCGCCUCCGUGGUGCUGGAGAAGGGGAUCUCGGAGAAGAUCGUGCAGGAUGUAAAGGAGUUCAUCGAUAACCCCACGUGGUACAGUGAGAGAGGAAUCCCGUACAGGAGGGGAUAUUUGCUUUAUGGGCCCCCGGGCUGCGGGAAAAGCAGCUUCAUCACGGCCCUGGCCGGGGAGCUGGAGUACGGCAUCUGCCUGCUGAGCCUGAGCGACCGCAGCCUCUCCGAUGAUCGCCUCAACCAUCUCCUCAGCGUGGCGCCGCAGCAGAGCAUCAUCCUCCUGGAGGACGUGGACGCGGCCUUCGUCAGCCGGGACCUCGCUGCGGAGAACCCAACUGCCUACCAGGGCAUGGGACGGCUGACCUUCAGCGGCCUCCUCAACGCGCUGGAUGGCGUCGCCUCCACGGAGGCCAGGAUCGUCUUCAUGACCACCAACCACGUUGACCGGUUGGACCCAGCCCUGGUACGCCCUGGCCGGGUGGAUCUGAAGCAGUUCGUGGGACCCUGCUCCCACUGGCAGAUUUCCCGCAUGUUCCAGCGCUUCUACCCAGACCAGCCAGCGGCUGCUGGGGAAAAGUUUGCAGAGCAGGCCCUGCGCGUCUCGGAGCAGAUCAGCGCCGCCCAGGUGCAGGGCCACUUCAUGCUGUAUAAAGCAGACCCAGCCGGGGCCAUUGAAAACGUGCAGUCGAUUUCACUGUGACCGAGGGCGGGUGCCCUCACAGGGGAGGGGCUUGCAGUGCCACUGCUGGGAGUGACUCAUGGAGGACUUGAUAACCGUGAGGAUGCUGCUCUGUGACAGUCCCAUGGAGCCGCUCGCUCUUUGUUUCACUACCUCAACAAGGCCUUGGGUUUCUAUUAAAAUACAAAAAGAACUAGGACACCCUGAAUCCCACGGUAGCAGUGCACUGUCCAGCGUGAUCGCUCCUCCCCAGACGCAGCUGCUAGUGCGCAGGACCCAGCUGUGCUUGAAAUGCCAGGACAUUCUGAGCCUGCUAAUCACAUGGCCAUAACCCACCCCCACAUGGCUCUCAACCCACUGUGCCCCUGUGGGGGUAAGUGAAAGCCUGAGUGAAGAGGUAAUAGAGACGGAAGCUCGAGGUGAUGCCUGGCUCGGCUCUGGAGCAUAAUAUCUGCCAGCUGCUUUUGAAUGUUCUGUGUAAAUACAGCCCGGUGUGAAGUAGGGUGACGGGGCUACCAA
Molecule: messenger RNA, 3567 nt
Organism: Gopherus flavomarginatus (Mexican gopher tortoise)
Lineage: Eukaryota; Metazoa; Chordata; Testudines; Testudinidae
Gene: BCS1L
Product: mitochondrial chaperone BCS1
Exons: 7
Coding region: 1810-3069 (419 amino acids)
Biological process (GO): mitochondrial respiratory chain complex III assembly; protein insertion into mitochondrial inner membrane from matrix
Cellular component (GO): mitochondrial inner membrane
Molecular function (GO): ATP binding; ATP hydrolysis activity
Source: RefSeq, a predicted model, not a curated record